CUUUAAUGGGAUAGCUUUCAUUUCCUUAAACGUUUCAAAAGUUUUCAUGGGCAGAUAGAAAGAUGAUGGCCCUCAGAAAAUGUCACCUGCUGGUGACCUUUGUCUUUUUUCAAAUUUGUUUAUGUAAUGUAGUGAAAGCUCAAGAUGAUGAUGAAGCAAUCACAAAAUAUGGGUUAAAGUUCCAAGAUACUGAAAAUCCGGCUUUCCUGGAUGGUGCAACAUGGUGUGCAGAGCAGCAGAUGAAGUUAGUGUCAAUUAAAUCAAAGGAAAAGAACGAUGCUAUCUUCAAGCAUGUAGCUAAAAUCGAUAACAGCAGCUGCUAUUAUACAAGUGCAAUAAGGACAUGGAUAAAUGGUGGAUUUUAUUGGUACGACCAAACUAGACUAAGCUUUAGGAAUUUUGGAGAAAACCUGCCAAACAACGCAAUUGAUCCUAAAACAAGACUAGGUUUUAUUGUAGCUGUAAGGAGUAAUGGAACAGACUUAUUUUGGGAAGACAUAGACUCUUCAACCAAAUGUAAAGCUAUAUGUGAAAAAGAAUCUCAGCGAGAGAUGGAUCCAGGUCCACCGGAACCUCCUUUUCCUGACCGUUUAAAAUUCCAACCGUAUUUGAUAACGGGAAAGAAUCUAACACACCUUAUUUGUCAGUAUAACGCUGACAAUCGAACACCUGUGUAUAUUAGAGGACAAAAACAGAUGGAUGACAUAAAAACGAUUUGUAAAGCAAACGAUGAUAGAUAUCCGUAUUACCUACCAAUGGAGAGAAAAGAUAUAAAUUCACCAUUCAUGUGGGAUGACGGAACACCAGUAACUUGGUUCCCGAAUUCGAUUGGAAAUUCUUCAGAAAAAAAUUUGUGUAUUCAAAUUGUAUAUAAACCAGAACUGGACGCUAUGGUAUGGGAAGAUGUUCCCUGUGAUGAAGACAAACCUGUAAUGUGCGGUGAUAAACCGAUUGAUACUCCAUCAACGCCUAUCGAUGAAACUACAAUUGAAAAAGUGGCUUCUACAACACCAUUAACUAUUUUAUCCACCACAAUAGAAACACCAGACACGAGCAAUACUGAAGUCGAUGAAGAUGCUACUAUCUCAGGGAACGAGGCAUCUAGUGGUUCUGCUUCUAUUAAUUCCAAUGUUGAAGAAACGUCAGUGUCAGAAGAAACGCAAUCUCCUAACAUGCCACUAGUAACUCCAGAACCUACAACUGUAAGUAAACCAGAAACAUCAGAAAGCAUAUCUACAGAGACAAAAAAGGACAAUAGUAUACCAGAAAGCGUAACAUCUGGUGGUUUUGCUUCAUCAGAAGGAGCUAUAGCACCAAAUAUGCCACCAGAAACUCCUCCUAGUGGAGAUGGUAGUAUAUCAGGAAGCUUACCAGCUAGUGGUUCCGGUUCGACAGGAAAACCGAUAGAUGUUUCAGGUGGUUCGACAGCAGGUGCAAAACAAAAAGGGAAAUCGAAACGUUGCAAAUGCAGAAACAGGAAGAAUAAAAAAACACACAUCGACACAGAAUUUUAAAUGUCACAUUAUACAGUACGUAAAUCGUUCAGCUUAUAUACACAAAUAUUUACAUACAUUGUAUUAUAUUGAAAAAAUUUUGGCAACUGAGCUCUCUCGAUGAAAAUAUGGUUGUUAGCCAUAAGGGGCAUUAAACUCAAAAUUGACAAAUCAUUUUGACUGACACAAAUAAACGUCAAAAUAUUACAAUGUAUUAGCUAAAUAUUUUUAGCCCAAAGGAAUCGGAAAACUGUUUAGUUUUGAAAUUAGUUUUUAAAUAAAAAAUAUUUUAAACAUUAAACUAAACUCAUUAAUCAUAAACUUUGUUUUUGAUUUAUUUGUGGAGAGCCUUGCUUUAAAACUCACUCAUUCUAUUCGUUCUAACAGCUCUAUUGAACCAAAAACUCGUACUCGAACAGAAGCUUCAACUAACACAGGUUAGCGCAGUUGUCACAAUUCUCUCAAUGUAUAUUCCCUAUGUCCAGCAGAACAAUUGACGUACUGUAUCUGUACCUAUAAAUAAAUAAAAAUAAAAAAU
Molecule: messenger RNA, 2031 nt
Organism: Diabrotica virgifera virgifera (western corn rootworm)
Lineage: Eukaryota; Metazoa; Arthropoda; Insecta; Coleoptera; Chrysomelidae
Exons: 8
Coding region: 63-1514 (483 amino acids)
Source: RefSeq, a predicted model, not a curated record